AUGAGGAUUCAGUCAGCAGAAAAACUCGAGCAGCCUAACUUUCCUCGGGAAGACCAAUUUUAUAUGCAGGCUAAUGUUUACUUACCGGUUGUACGCACUUGGUGUUUGAAUAAGAAUGCAGACGCAAGAGAGAUAGACAUAUUGAGGCGCGGAACAGAACAACGCCAUAUGUUUUUGUUUAUUGCUACGAAGUUGUCUUUACUUGAGAUAAGUAUUCUUACAUCAAUUCAACCCAUUUCUAUUUAG
This is a messenger RNA of Priceomyces carsonii, 246 nucleotides long. RefSeq lists its product as uncharacterized. The record is from RefSeq and is a predicted model, not a curated record. Bases 1 to 246 code for a protein of 81 amino acids. The transcript has a single exon. Lineage: Eukaryota; Fungi; Ascomycota; Pichiomycetes; Serinales; Debaryomycetaceae.